This is a messenger RNA of Pelobates fuscus (common spadefoot toad), 986 nucleotides long. It is a transcript of the gene MPDU1, whose product is annotated as mannose-P-dolichol utilization defect 1. Lineage: Eukaryota; Metazoa; Chordata; Amphibia; Anura; Pelobatidae. The coding region runs from base 50 to 778 and encodes 242 amino acids. The transcript has 7 exons. The record is from RefSeq and is a predicted model, not a curated record. Gene Ontology annotation, biological process: oligosaccharide biosynthetic process.
UCCGGAAGUGCUGGUGUUCCCGGUGUGUGGGGUCAGUAGGACAGGUAACAUGGAGGCGGUGAGGGGACUGCUGGUCCCGGGGAUCCUCCCGGAGAAAUGCUUCCACGAAUUCUUUGUACAUUUUAACCUACUGGAAGUUGUCUGCCUGAAAAUCCUUCUCAGUAAGGUCCUGGGAAUUGGUAUCAUUGUUGGAUCCAUAUUAGUGAAAGUUCCUCAGAUAAUAAAGAUUGUACGGUCUGGAACUGCUGAAGGGCUAAGCUUCAACUCUGUUCUCCUGGAGUUACUGGCGUUAACUGGGACCAUGGUGUAUAGCAUCACACGUGGAUUCAAUUUUAGCGCCUGGGGGGAGGUUCUGUUCCUUAUUAUACAGACUCUUAUUAUAGGAUUUCUCAUCCAACACCUUGGAGGAAGAACAGCUUGGGGUACCCUGUUGCUUGGCAUCUAUUUUACUGUGGUAGCCAUCCUAUUGUCUCCUGUAACGCCUAUGGCCGUCAUCACAGGACUACAAGCCUUCAAUAUGCCAGCAGUCAUUAUAAGUAGGCUUAUUCAAGCCGUUACAAAUUAUAAAAAUGGUCACACAGGACAGCUGUCUGCAGUAACUGUGGCACUUUUAUUUCUUGGAUCCCUUGCACGAAUUUUCACAUCCAUUCAGGAAACUGGGGACCUGCUCAUGUCACUGACAUAUGUUGUCUCAUCUACCUGUAAUGGUGUAAUUUUAGGCCAGUUGCUUUAUUACUGGAAUGUCAGCUCAGUAGACAAGAAAAAGAAGACGCGUUAAAGGAAGUUUCCCUCCUCACCCAUAUGUCCUUCCAUUUCCUUUAUAUCAUUUUCUGUUGUUCGAUUUUCCUACCCCUUCUGUUCUGGGACCAGAGUCCAUCUCCCGUAUCCAUCAAAUCAGUACAAUGCCAUUUUUUUGUUGUUGUUUUGGUGUUUGAUUUUUCUUAUUUCUUUUUUAAUUGUUGGAAGCUGUGAACUGCUUUAAUUAA